Messenger RNA from Acanthosepion pharaonis, 1209 nucleotides. The record is from the annotation of a GenBank genome assembly. Lineage: Eukaryota; Metazoa; Mollusca; Cephalopoda; Sepiida; Sepiidae.
AUGCCGAACUUAGCCAAAAGAUUAACAUAUUUCCAAAAACCUCUGCCAUACAUUCGUGGAAUCGAAGCCGAGAAAACCGUUCAUAAAGAUGACACCUGCGUUGAUGUCCCGGAAAAUCAAAAUCGCCGAAAAUCAACGGGCUCUACAAAGAUAAUUGAUUCGCUGAGUACUUUUGGUAACCUGACCCCUCCUGGUAGAUCGUUAAACAGGAGCAUAGAUCGAAUCCCUCCUUAUUCUGUCGACUCUCCUUCCCGAACGAACCUGAAUCCAGAUUUUGAUGCUAAGGAAACUCUUAAAAAGAUUUACGCGGCUCCGGUAGCUUUUGAAGGUCUCUGGUUGGCCAAUACUAUCCCGCCGGGUCGGUCAGGCAUCAACAAAGAUCUAACCGGGUUGUCUCUUGUCGACGUUCUUCGUUGUCUCAACCUCGUCUCUCUCACACCGCAUCGACGGGAUUCGAUCACUGAAUCUCAGCUUCUGUUGUAUGAUGUCACCGCUAAUAAAGACAAGGCCCUGAUAACGCGCAAUCUAGGGACCUACUUUCAACGUGUCCAACGAAGCAAUCUGACCCGGGAGUUGAAAAUUUGGAGUCGACUCUCUCACGACAGCUGCCUUCGGCUGUAUGGCGCCUUCCAAAUAGGUUUGAAUGUGCACUUCAUUGUCGAAGUCGCUUCGUUGCAUACACUGGAACAUUAUAUCGGCAGUCUCCCUCCCCAAUCCGUAAAAGAAUCGGAUGCUCAAAGAUUGAUCUGGUCAGCAGCCAGAGGGCUCACUUAUCUCCACCGACAUUGUAUUGUCCAUCGCGAUUUCCGGCCUGGUACGUUGGUUCUUUGCUCUGAUAUGCGAUUGAAAAUUGCCGGUUUCAGCAAAGCUGUGAAACUGACCGCUGGCUACUCCUUGUGCCUCUGUGGACGACCUCAAUUCCGGCCACCGGAGAUGUUUAUGAAAACUGAAUUUGAUUUAUUUAAAGUGGAUGUUUGGGCGUUAGGUGUUGUUGGUUUUUAUAUUCUGACGCAGACACUACCGUUUCCUGUCACGUAUCCAGACGUUUCCACGCGUCUUUGGCCCGUAGCGAAGAAAAGCUGGCCUCAUUCCCAACUAAGUUACUCUUUCUUUAAUUGCCUGCUUGAACCCGAACCCGGGUUACGACCUACAGCCUUGCAAACUCUCUUUCAUAAAUGGAUCCACCGGCAUAUAAACACGAAGUCUUAA